AUGGAGGAGAACAACAUUGACCAGCCACCCUCGCUGUCUCAGCUCUUAAGAGAGAGCUACCUAGCGGAGGCCAGAACCCACCAGCGCCACAGUGAGAUGAAUCGCUCAGAUGCUUCCUCCUCGCGCCUUCAGAUCUACGCGUCACUCAAAGGCAAGGCCGAGGACUCUGUGGGCCACAAUGAUCCCCAAUUACCUGACCUCUCAGCCUUCCUCAGCCAAGAGGAGCUGGAUAAGAGUGUGAACCUGGCCCGCCAGGCCAUCGGACAUGAGCCCCGUCAGGAGAGGGCAGAGGUCAAGGCCUCUGUCACACCAUUGACCCCCUCCAACAUCUCCUCAGCCUCUUUCUCUGAACCCCUACAUGUUGCUAACGCCUCUCCUGCCCCCUCCGCUGUGCCCUUCACCCAGCCAGCCUCUGAACCUAAAGAACUGCCAGCAACACACACAACAUUCACAUCAGACAGAAAGAUGCACAAAGCGUCCGCACAGCAGGAAAACAUGAUCAGGAACACAAGGGACACCGGUGAGGGAUUCAACGACUUUGACAGGGCGGGGAGGAACGCCCCGUAUGGUCCGGAGACCCAGUCCAAGAAGGAGUUCCUCAACAAGGCAGCAGAUUUCAUCGAGGAGCUCUCCUCGCUCUUCAAGGCCAAUAGCUCCAAACGGGUACGACCGAGAGCGAGCAAAUCCCACAGGAGCAGGAACCAGAACAAGAGCCAGAACGACGGGACAGUCUAUCCCCUCGGCCCUGACAUCAGGGACCGCUCCGUCAUGCCCGUGGAGGUGGAGAAGGAGAGACCCAGCCCCGCUGUUAGCCACCAACCAGAGGCCCAGCUGGACUCUAGGAUCGGGCAUGUGGACUUUCAGGAUAGCAGGAUUACCGAGGAGCUGCAGUACGACCAUGUUUCCCAGGAGGUGGAGGAGGAGGCUAAAAACUGUGUCCUGACAGAAAGUCCAUACGCAGAGGAGACGGCAUGUGAGCCUCCCUUCUUCAUCCAGAAACUGAAAAGCAGGGAGGUUCCCGAGGGCAGCAAGGUCCAGUUGGACUGCAUUGUUAGAGGACUCCCUGUGCCUGAAGUCCGGUGGUUUUGUGAGGGCAAGGAGCUGGACAACAGCCCUGACAUUCAGAUCAUCACCGACGGCGAGCUGCACUCUCUGAUCAUCGCAGAGGCCUUCGAGGAAGACACUGGACGUUACUCUUGCUUUGCAUCUAAUUUCUAUGGCACUGACUCAACGUCGGCGGAGAUCUAUGUCGAAGGUGCCUCCUCUACGGACUCUGAGGGGGAGCAGCACUUUGAACAUGUAGCCCAGCUGCAGAAGAAGUCUUCACCUCCCUCAUCGAGCCAAACUCUCUCUGCAGAAGAGGAAGACCCUCCAUCAUCCCAACCUGCAGCAGCCACUGAGGAGCCAGAGGAGCAGAUCUCCUCUCCACCAACUAACCCAAUACUCCCAGAACCUCUUCUACCAGUCCGAACAUUGGCUACCAUACUUCCAGUCGCAGAGCCUUCUAAGCCAUCUGUGGCAUCCACAGCACACCCUGCUCCGGAGGAGGCAACAGUGUCACCUGUGCAGGUGUUUCCUACUUUGCCACCUGGUGAUACAGAACUUUCAGGAGCCCAGGAGGUGUCAACAUCUGUCACAGCCACAGUGCCACCAUUCCAGACGGCUGCAUCGAUAGCUACAUCACUGCCUUUGAACGCAACGUUCUCGCCUGCGCUGCCUGUCCUAUCGGCUCCAACACAAACACCCCAACCUGAGAGUCAAACCUCCAACCACAACUAUCUACAAGGGUUGAACGCCCAUCCCAUCAUGGCUGCCCCUGUAUUCACAAAGAGCCUGCAGGACCUCCUUGCGUCAGAAGGCCAGCUGGUGGUGCUGGAGUGCCGUGUGAAAGGGGCACCAUCCCCUCAAGUGGACUGGUACAGAGAGGGGAAAAUUAUAGAGGACUCUCCUGACUUCAGGAUCCUGGAGAAAAAGCCCAGAUCUCCAGCCGAAUCAGAGGGAAUAUGCACCCUGGUCAUUGCUGAGGUCUUUCCUGAAGAUUCGGGAAUGUUUACUUGCACAGCAAGCAACAACUAUGGAACCGUGUCCAGCGCUGCAACACUAAGGGUCAAAGGCAAUGGCAGCAACAGCAACCACGUGAGACCUUUCAGCAGUUUGACAGUGAAGUCCAAUCAAAUCCAAGAACCAUCAUCAGCUCCCACCGUAAACCCUCAACCGGAGGUUACUGUGACCAACAGCAUCAAGCCCCACUCCAGCACCAUUCGCCUAGACCCGUUGGUCUCUACCACCAUACGUCUGGACCCCUUGAGCACCAGCACCCUCCGUCUUGACCCCCAUGGCUUCAGCAUGUUGCGUCCAGACCCCUUCCGUACCAGUCUACCCAGUCUGGAACCCUCCAGCCUGAGCAGCGGCUCCUGCUCCUCUCGCAGCACCAGCACCCCAAACCUAGAUCCUUCCUCAAUCCACCAGAACCUCCCUGGAUCCAGUGGACCACAUCCAGAACCACAGAGCUGCAGACAGGUUCUCUCAUACCCAAAACCCUUCACUUCUCAGUUUGCAGUUGAGACUUCAGCUGAGCAGGAAGUGUCCCCACCUUCGGUGACAUCGCCUGAUACGAGCCCCAAAGUCAAGGGGACCCCAAACCAUCAGAAUGGGAGCCUCAUUGUGGUGCCCCUCCCUGAUCCCCCUCCUAACUCCUGCCUAAAGACAGGCGCCCAGACAAACCACAAAGACUCACGCUCCGGCGCCAGAGUUGGCCUGCGUGUACACUUCAAACUGCCUGAGGAUGAGGAGGAUGAACAAAGUGAUGCAUCCAGUCAGUUGGAUGAGGACGCAACCAAUUCAGUCAACAAAGGACCACCACCAGUGCUGACUAAACCCAAACUGGACCCAGUCCAACUCCAGCUCCUGCACAACCAGGUCCUCAUGGAGCAACAGCAGGAGACCGAACCUCAGACCCCAACCCACACCCAGCUUCAGUCCCAGAGACAAUUACAGAUCCAGAUCCAGCCCGAGGUCCAAGGCCCCAAUGAAGAUCUGCUGUGGUCACCCAGAAUGCACCGUGAACCGCAUCCGCCACCUUUCCAGCCCCUCCUUAAAACCACGCUGCCCCCCCAACAGACGCCCCACUCUGCACCUCCGCUGACCACCACUCCCCCUGCUCCCUCUCUGAGCUCAGCUCCAACAGUCAACACCACCUAUUCACCUCUUCUCAACACUUCUGCUUUGAGCACCCCUCCUUCAAUUCCUCAGCUAAAGACUUCCUCCCUGGUGACCUUUCCUCCACCUCCACAGCUGAAAACAGCUCCCCCUUUCAGUAUAGGUCCUGUAACCCAGAUGAACACCAUCCAUGCCUCCCACCUAAACCUGUCCCCUGCAGCUCUUGCCAGAACUGCCCCUUCACCCCAAUUUUACCCUCCGCCUGCACCAAAGCUAAGUACAGCCUUUACAGGUCCAACCACGGCCUUACAGCAGAUCACAUCUCCUGCUCCGCUGUUGAGAAGCACCCACGCCUCCCUCAUGAACCUCACCGCCACCUCCCACACCUUCAACUACGCCCGGCCUAAAGAGUUCAUAGCUGCUCAGACCUUCUCACCAGUCAGGAGUCCUUCUCCGACAGAAUCCCCGGUCCCUCUGCUGCAAGAAUUGGCCGCUGAGCUCAACUCCUCCGCAGCCAGCUCCCCUACUCUCCCACCAUUCUCCCCGCCACCAAGGAUCUUCCCCACACGGGUGCUCAGGUCUCCCAACAGCCCUCCCUCCCUCGUGUCGUCACCCACAACGGUGUCGGCGGCAUUCCUGAACGCCAUAAGAGCCCAGUCGCCUCCCCAGGCCUCCUCUCCCACGUCCAGCAGCUCCACCCCCAGCCCCAUUCAAAACCCUGUGGCGUUCCUGAGCUCCGUCCUGCCGUCCCUGACGCCGAGUCAGCCCACCAACUCAAUGGGCCUGCCCAAGGGAGCUCCUUUAGGGAUGAAAAGGAACGUACCAAAGGUGCGCCUCCCGUCGAUUGAAGACAUUCACGGAAGCAAGGAAAUUCUUCUCCACGAUAUUGAGAAAAAGCUUAGAUUUAAAGAAGAUGCUCAUCAUUUCCCCCAUCAACAGAAGCUGAGUAAUGAGGGGAAAACAGCGAGCAGACCCCUUGGACCAAACAUUCCUGCUACUGUCAUUAACUAUGAUGAGGAGUACAAAGUGUCCAAUUUCGAGCAGAGACUAAUGAGCGAGAUCGAAUUCCGUUUGGAGCGGACGCCGGUGGAGGAGUCCGAUGAUGAGGUGCAGCACGAUGACGUCCCUACAGGAAGAUGCAUCGCGCCCAUAUUUGACAAGAAACUGAAGAACUUCAGAGCCAUGGAAGGAGUGCCUGUCACUUUGUCAUGUAAAGUAGUGGGAAUCCCUUUUCCAAAGGUUUACUGGUUCAAGGACGGUAAGCAGGUCUUGAGGAAGAACACCCAAUACAAGAAGAUCAGAGAGGGGGAUGGGACCUGUGCUUUACAUAUAGAGUCAACGACCAAUGACGACGACGGCAACUACACCAUCAUGGCAGCUAAUCCACAGGGACGAAUAAGCUGCUCGGGUCAUUUGAUAGUCCAAACGGGACCUCCCCGAAACCGAAUGACACCUAUUCACUCUCAGAGGGUGCGAGCCCGCAUACAGGAAGUCGAAAGUGAGCAAACCCAGGAACAAUUUUUUCGGCCUCACUUCCUCCAGGCUCCGGGGGACAUGCUGGCUCAUGAAGGAAGGCUAUGUAGACUAGACUGUAAGGUGAGUGGCCUCCCCAACCCAGAACUCAUGUGGUUGGUCAACGGGAGGCCAAUCUAUCCAGACAUUUACCACAAGAUGUUGGUGCGGGAGAAUGGCAUCCAUUCUCUGGUCAUUGAUCCCCUGACACAGAAUGACGCCGGCACAUACACGUGCAUCGCCAGCAACAAAGCCGGGCAGAGCUCCUUUAGUCUAGAGCUUAAAGUUGUGGAGAAAGAGAUGAAGCACCCUCCCCAGUUUGUGGAGAAGUUGCAGAACAUGGGUAUUCCUGAUGGGACUCCAGUCAGGUUGGAGUGUCGGGUGGUGGGCAUGCCCCCUCCAGUCAUCUUCUGGAAGAAAGACAAUGACACCAUUCCUAAAACUAAGGACAGGAUCAGCAUGACCCAGGAUGCAACCGGAUACGUGUGUCUCCUCAUCCAGCCAACAACAAAAGACGAUGCUGGUUGGUACACAGUGUCAGCAAAAAACGAGGCGGGAAUUGUAUCCUGCACCUGCAGGCUUGAUAUCUACGCACAGUGGCAUCAGAGCAUCCCUGCACCCAUGAAAAAGGCUCCGCGUACGGGCAGCCGCUACGCAGCUCUGACGGGCCAGGGGCUCGACAUCACGUCAGCUUUCAAUACGUCGGAGAACUACCCCAUCCUGUUCUCCAGCUCGCCCCCCGAGGCCAUGCUGGAGAGUGAGGAGCUGUGAAACUGCAG
Messenger RNA from Anoplopoma fimbria (sablefish), 5450 nucleotides. RefSeq names its product myopalladin (gene mypn). The record is from RefSeq and is a predicted model, not a curated record. Lineage: Eukaryota; Metazoa; Chordata; Actinopteri; Perciformes; Anoplopomatidae. The transcript has 20 exons. Bases 1 to 5442 code for a protein of 1813 amino acids.